Messenger RNA from Saimiri boliviensis boliviensis (Bolivian squirrel monkey), 1987 nucleotides. RefSeq names its product trafficking from ER to golgi regulator (gene TFG). Gene Ontology annotation, molecular function: identical protein binding. Gene Ontology annotation, biological process: COPII vesicle coat assembly; endoplasmic reticulum to Golgi vesicle-mediated transport. The record is from RefSeq and is a predicted model, not a curated record. Lineage: Eukaryota; Metazoa; Chordata; Mammalia; Primates; Cebidae. Gene Ontology annotation, cellular component: endoplasmic reticulum exit site.
GCCGGGUCCCAGCAGGCCCUGCGCGUCACGCCGCCGCGCAUGCGUCCUUGGCAGGUCCGCUCGCAGUGAGGCGGGGCGAAAGGACGUUUUUUAUCUUGCUCCCGCCUCUGUUCUUCCCCCACCUGCCACGUACAGACUCGGAGUUCUUGCUAGGCUCGUUGGGUCAGUGCGAUUGGCCGGUGCCCGCGCGAGCCUGGGAGCGAGGUGCGGCAGGCGCGGAGGGCCGCCGAGCGGGCCGUGACCACCGCCCCACCGCGACGCCCCAGUCUUUGGAGACCCGCAGAGAGACGGCGGCCGCGGCCUCCGCAAGCCGUCUUUGUCUAGAGUUCUAUAUAUAGAACAUCCUGGAGUCCACCAUGAACGGACAGUUGGAUCUGAGUGGGAAGCUCAUCAUCAAAGCUCAACUUGGGGAGGAUAUUCGGCGAAUUCCUAUUCAUAAUGAAGAUAUUACUUACGAUGAGUUGGUGCUAAUGAUGCAACGAGUGUUCAGAGGAAAACUUCUGAGUAAUGAUGAAGUAACAAUAAAGUAUAAAGAUGAAGAUGGAGAUCUUAUAACAAUUUUUGAUAGUUCUGACCUUUCCUUUGCAAUUCAGUGUAGUAGGAUACUGAAACUGACAUUAUUUGUUAAUGGCCAACCAAGACCCCUUGAAUCAAGUCAGGUGAAAUACCUCCGUCGAGAACUGAUAGAACUUCGAAAUAAAGUGAAUCGUUUAUUGGAUAGCUUGGAACCACCGGGAGAACCAGGGCCUUCCACCAGUAUUCCUGAAAAUGAUACUGUGGAUGGUAGGGAAGAAAAGCCUGCUUCUGAUUCUUCUGGAAAACAGUCUACUCAGGUUAUGGCAGCAAGUAUGUCAGCUUUUGAUCCUUUAAAAAACCAAGAUGAAAUCAAUAAAAAUGUUAUGUCAGCGUUUGGCUUAACAGAUGAUCAGGUUUCAGGGCCACCCAGUGCUCCUGCAGAAGAUCGUUCAGGAACACCCGACAGCAUUGCUUCCUCCUCCUCAGCAGCUCACCCACCAGGAGUUCAGCCACAGCAACCACCAUAUACAGGAGCUCAGACACAAGCAGGUCAGAUUGAAGGUCAGAUGUACCAACAGUACCAGCAACAGGCCGGUUAUGGCGCGCAGCAACCGCAGGCUCCGCCUCAGCAGCCUCAACAGUAUGGUAUUCAGUAUUCAGCAAGCUAUAGUCAGCAGACUGGACCCCAACAACCUCAGCAAUUCCAGGGAUAUGGCCAGCAACCAACUUCCCAGGCACCAGCUCCUGCCUUUUCUGGUCAGCCUCAACAACUGCCUGCCCAGCCGCCACAGCAGUACCAGGCGAGCAAUUACCCUGCACAAACUUACACUGCCCAAACUUCUCAGCCUACUAAUUAUACAGUGGCUCCUGCCUCUCAGCCUGGAAUAGCUCCAAGCCAACCUGGGGCCUAUCAGCCAAGACCAGGUUUUACUUCACUUCCUGGAAGUGCCGUGGCCGCCCCUCCAAGCGGGCCUAAUCCUUACGCACGUAACCGCCCUCCCUUUGGCCAGGGCUAUACCCAGCCUGGGCCUGGCUAUCGGUAAGGAGGCUCAUCUGCACCCAUUAACGUAGCUGCUGGCUGUCGGCCUCCCAAAAGACUCCAAUACUAUUUUAAUUUGUAUUGAAGUUCAGAAAUUUAAAAAGCAGAGCAUUUUUUAUCAUUGUUGCUGUUAAUUGAAAGUAUCAUUUGCUGGACCACAAAGACCAAAAUGAAAGUUUUUUCCUCCCUGCUUAAAAAUGUAGCAGCUUCUUAGUUACUUUGGAACACUACUCUUACGUGUAUAAAGUGAGUGAGUGACUUUCUAGCUUCCCUUGUCCAGAGGAUAUUAAAAUGCUAGGGUGAGGUUUAGCCAUCUUACUUGGCUUUUUACUACUAACAUGAUGUACUAAAGUAGAGUCCUUUGAGAAUACAACUAGAUAUUAUGUAUAAAAUGUAACACUGAUAGGUUAAUAAACAUGAUCGAAUCCAUUA